Eimeria necatrix is the source of this 162-nucleotide messenger RNA. RefSeq lists its product as hypothetical. NCBI's taxonomy places the organism in Eukaryota, Apicomplexa, Conoidasida, Eucoccidiorida, Eimeriidae. The transcript has a single exon. The record is from RefSeq and is a predicted model, not a curated record. The coding region runs from base 1 to 162 and encodes 53 amino acids.
AUGCAGCAGCAGCAGCAGCAGCAGCAGCAGCGGGAGAGACCGUUGCUGCAGCCGCAGCAACAGCAGCAGCAACGGCAACACUUUGCCCCAGCGCGGCCGCCCACACUUCCAUCUCGUCUAAUAUGGCAGCAGCAGCAGCUGCUGCUGCUGCUGCGGUCUUAG